GUUUCAGCCAUCAACUUUGUUUUUUAUUCAAAAUUUCAAGGUAGCUAGGCUAUAUUCUUUCCUCAAUGGUCUAACCAUGUGCGCCCUGAUACUUUCAUAGGACCCAUCAUUGACUUAGGUCAGACCUCACCAAUUCAGCACCAUCUUGAUCCUUCCUCCCAACUAUUGCUUUUCACGCAGAUAAUAAAAUAAAUACAUAAGAAUGUUUGAAAAUGAUUUUGCAGAUUCACAUAUCUCAAAAGGGUGUAUAAAAUUCAUGAAUUAAUUACAAUACUAAUGAGUAAUGACAUUUUGUCUUCUUCUCAACAGGUGCUCAACGAUGAGAGCUUUGCGAUUCUAGUCCUAAUGGCACUCUUCACCACCUUCAUUACAACACCAACAGUAAUGGCCAUCUACAAACCUGCGCGCCGCACCUCCGCUCUUACUCACCGCAAAUUACGUGAUUUAUCCAACGCCAGUGACUCAAACUCUAAGGACGAGCUCAGAGUCCUGGCUUGCUUUCACGGCCCCGGAAAUGUAUCCUCGCUCAUUAGCCUUGUUGAGGCAACCAGAAGCACCAAGAAACAGCUUAAACUCUUCAUCAUGCACCUUGUUGAGCUCACUGAACGCUCUUCUUCAAUCAUCAUGGUCCAACGAGCCCGGAAGAAUGGCUUUCCGUUCAUCAAUCGUUUCCGCCGCGGCGAGUGGCAUGACAGAGUUGCCGGGGCGUUUCAGGCCUACGGUCAACUGGGCCGAGUUUCUGUUAGGCCCACAACAGCCAUCUCCCCUUUGGCCACAAUGCAUGAAGAUAUCUGCCACGUGGCCGAGGAUAAGAGGGUGACAAUGAUUAUAUUGCCUUUCCAUAAACAAUGGAGAGGAGAAGGUGACGAGUCAAUGGAGAAUUUGGGCCACGGUUGGCGAGGAGUUAAUCAAAGGGUGCUAAAGCACGCUCCUUGUUCCGUGGGAUUGCUUGUGGACCGUGGAUUCAGUAGUGGGUCCCAAACUCCGGGGCAUAAUUCUACAGUCGGUCAAAAGAUUUGCAUCAUAUUUUUUGGUGGGCCCGAUGAUCGUGAGGCUCUAGAGUUAGGUGGCAUGAUGGCUGAACACUCGGCAGUUAAAGUGACCGUUGUUAGGUUCAUUGAGAAAGAUGGUUUGCAAAGUGACGGCGUCGUAUUAAGGCGCGCGCCAACCAGGUGUAGCGAACAGAAUUACAGCUUCUCUACCGCCAAAAUGAACUGAGAAAAAGAAAAGGAGCUAGAUGAAAUUGCUGUGGGUGAAUUUAUGAGUAAGUGGGAUGGGGUGGCAGAUUGCGUUGACAAGGUGACUAGUAACAUUGUUGAGGGAGUAUUAACAAUAGGACGGAGCGGUGAAUUCGAUCUUAUAGUUGUUGGGAAAGGCAGAUUUCCAUCGAGUAUGGUGGCGAAACUAGCGGACCGCCAAGCGGAGCUUGCGGAGUUGGGGCCUAUUGGAGACAUUUUGGCGUCAUCAGGGCAAGGCGUUUUUUCUUCUGUGCUUGUGGUUCAACAGCAUGAUAAGGCACAUGCUGAAGAGAUGCCGGUGACAAAGAUAGGUCACUCUGACUAUGUGAAAUUCAAGGGUGAUGAGUUGUCAGGUGCAGCAGAGAUUUCAAAGGCUGUGUGAUUGGUUAUUACUGGUACAUGUAAAUUGUGUGAUUGGUUAUUACUGGUACAUGUAAAUUGUAUAUGUGUGUAUUUGUACCAGUGUAUGUUUCCGAAAUUUCAGAGUGGUGGACCGUUGUAUCUCCAGAAGAAAAUAUAAUAAGAAGUUGAAUAGAUCAUGUAUAUUGGACCUUCAAGAGGCCAUUUUUAUCAGGUAG
This is a messenger RNA of Pistacia vera, 1816 nucleotides long. Its product is annotated as cation/H(+) antiporter 20-like. The transcript has 2 exons. Gene Ontology annotation, cellular component: endomembrane system. Lineage: Eukaryota; Viridiplantae; Streptophyta; Magnoliopsida; Sapindales; Anacardiaceae. The record is from RefSeq and is a predicted model, not a curated record. Gene Ontology annotation, biological process: regulation of pH.